Anastrepha obliqua is the source of this 1113-nucleotide messenger RNA. Its product is annotated as S-formylglutathione hydrolase. The transcript is spliced from 2 exons. Gene Ontology annotation, biological process: formaldehyde catabolic process. The record is from RefSeq and is a predicted model, not a curated record. Gene Ontology annotation, molecular function: S-formylglutathione hydrolase activity. Gene Ontology annotation, cellular component: cytosol. The coding region runs from base 89 to 946 and encodes 285 amino acids. NCBI's taxonomy places the organism in Eukaryota, Metazoa, Arthropoda, Insecta, Diptera, Tephritidae.
GUUCAUUUUAUGACGAGUUCAUUUAACCGGCAACAGACUAUAUAAUCUUAUAAAUCUAAGUGGAGUUUCCAAAGUACAAGCAUCCAAAAUGGCAUUAAAAUUGAUGAGUACUGUUAAAUGUUUCGGAGGAGAACAACGAAUAUAUUCUCACGCCUCCGAAGUUCUGGGAUGCGAGAUGAAAUUUGGCGUCUACGUUCCCCCAUCUGCCGUUGAAGGUCACACUUCAUGUCCUGUUUUAUACUUCCUCAGUGGCCUUACCUGCACACAAGACAAUUUUAUACAAAAGUCGGGUUUCCAGCAACAUGCUGCUAAACAUGGCAUUGUGGUAGUUAAUCCGGACACUUCACCCCGAGGUUUGGACCUGCCUGGCGAGGACGAUGAUUGGGACUUUGGCAGUGGUGCCGGUUUCUAUGUGGACGCCACUGAGGAACCGUGGUCUAAAAAUUACAAAAUGUACACAUAUGUAACUAGCGAAUUAGUAGAACUAGUGAACGCCAACUUGCCGGUACUGCCAAAUAAGCGUAGUAUUUGUGGUCACAGUAUGGGAGGUCAUGGUGCAUUGAUAUGUGCUUUCAAGAAUCCUGGUGUUUAUCAAUCGGUGUCCGCGUUCGCGCCAAUCUCGAACCCCAUUCAAUGUGCGUGGGGUAAGAAAGCAUUCUCCGGUUAUUUGGGUGCUGAUGAGGAAUCUUGGAAACAGUGGGAUGGUACUAAGUUAGCAACGGUGUACGCUGGCCCACCAUUGGAAAUUCUGAUAGAUCAGGGUACAAAGGACAAUUUUUAUACGGCGAAACAACUGCUGCCGGAGAAUCUGUUAAAUGUAGCCACUGAUAAUGACCACCUGCAGCUUAUUUUCAAACAACGAGAGGGAUAUGACCACAGUUAUUUCUUCAUUGCCACGUUCAUUGGAGAACAUUUUGAUCAUCAUGCCAAGUUUUUAAAGGCGUAAGCAGUAAAUGUUGAUGUAAGCAAAUCGAAAUGGCGAGUUAACGAACUGCAUUUAUUAUUGUUGUUUGUAGAUAUAUAAUAUGUAAUUGUUGAAGAAAACGUUUGAAUUGGUAAUUUUUGAAAGUGUGAUUAAAGUUACAUUUGUACAUUGUAAAAAAGUAACGUAAA